Messenger RNA from Macrosiphum euphorbiae (potato aphid), 708 nucleotides. Lineage: Eukaryota; Metazoa; Arthropoda; Insecta; Hemiptera; Aphididae. The record is from the annotation of a GenBank genome assembly.
AUGGAUCUUUUUGUUUUACUCUCGAUAUUCUCUGCAUCGGUCAUUGUUGGGUUGUUUGGUUUUAUAUUUCGUUAUAAAUUUUUUCGAAGUGAGCCUGAGAAUGUUGUACAAGAUGAUCCAGUCGAUAGACCUAGACCAGGAGUCCGCAUACAACAUCGUAACACAUUACGUCGAAACAAUCGCAAUGUAGUAGAACCUAGAAAUGAAAGUGCUGAAAAUGACGAUGCUGCAGCCGACCCUAGUAUUAUUGCUGCUAUAGAUCCAAAACUAGGAGCUAAAAAACGAGCAAAAUUGGAAGCUAAAGCAGAGAAAAAGGCCAAACGAGAAGCUGAUUUACAAGAACGUGAAGACCGUAAGAAAAAACAAGAUGCAGAAGAAUCAGAGAGAAAAGCUAAAGAAGAUCACGAAAAGCGACAAGAGCAAGAGCGAUUAGCACUAGAAAAAAAAAUCGAAGAAGAAAAAGCUAAAAAAGAGCAUUUAGAAUACAUACAAUUAAAAGAGACCUUUGGUAUAGAAGAAGAAGGCUAUGAAGAAACAUUAGAGGAUGAAGGAGUGACAUUAACUCAAUUCAUUGAACACAUUAAGGAAAAUAAAGUAAUUGUUUUGGAUGAGCUGGCUUUAAAAUUCAAAUUAAAAACUCAAAUUGUAAUAGAUAGGAUUCAAAGCUGCAGCAUAAAAUUAAACAACUGUAUCUUUCCUAAAACAUAA